Molecule: messenger RNA, 3266 nt
Organism: Tribolium castaneum (red flour beetle)
Lineage: Eukaryota; Metazoa; Arthropoda; Insecta; Coleoptera; Tenebrionidae
Gene: Impbeta11
Product: Importin beta11
Exons: 9
Coding region: 133-3033 (966 amino acids)
Biological process (GO): protein import into nucleus
Cellular component (GO): nuclear envelope; cytosol
Molecular function (GO): small GTPase binding
Source: RefSeq, a predicted model, not a curated record
UAUUUUUAAUGACUGUUGUGGUAGUCGUGCAUGUCAUUUGAAACAUGUCAUAUGUGUUUUGACAAUUGAUAAUUUUAUUUAAGAAAAAAUAAUUGUAUAAUACCGGUCAGGGGGAAAUGAUUAUAAUUCACAAUGAAUACGGGAUCAACACAAGACAUCGUAAUUGAAGUUCUGCAAAGAGCCUCGAGUCAAAAUCCAGAAGUGUUAAAACCGGCUGAAGCCAAAUUACGGGAAUGGGAAACUCAACCUGGAUUUUACACAGUUUUAUUUAAUGUUUUAUCUAACCACUCGCUUGAUAUAAACGUACGGUGGAUUGCAGUUUUGUAUAUAAAAAAUGGUAUUGAACGAUAUUGGAGAAAAAACGCACCAAACGCUAUUUUAGAGGCAGAAAAACAAAACAUUAAACACGGUUUAAUUUUAAGUUUUAACGAACCCGUUAGUCAGAUUGCGGUACAAAGAGCGGUUUUAAUUUCGAAAAUUGCACGAAUUGAUUGUCCGAAAGAGUGGCCCGAAUUAUUUCCGACUUUACUACAAGUAAUUGAAAGUCCUGAUUCUCUAGUCCAACAUCGAGGAUUUUUAACUCUUCAUCAUGUAGUUAAAGCCAUUGCUUCGAAACGGUUAACAGGCGAUCGCCGUUUUUUCCAAGAGUUUUCCAGUAAUAUUUAUUCGUUUGUGUUGAAUUUAUGGAAUAAUUUCACCGAACAAUUUAUGAAUGAUGUAAUGAAAGGCGCAGCUUCGCAACUAGUUCUUACAAAUUUGGAAAAAGCACUAUUGACUUUGAGGAUUUUACGCAAAUUGACUGUUUUUGGUUUUUAUAAACCGCAUCAAAACCAGGAUUGUAUGAAGUUUUUGAAAGUGAUUUUUGAUCGCGCUAAAAUGGCACUGCAAUGCAGGAAACAUUUGAGGGAUAAAGAACUGGUGGAACAAUGCGAAAAAUUCAUUACACACUUAACGAAAGUUUUAAUAUCCGUCUUGGACGUACAUCCAUUUUCAUUCAUUGAUUUCAUUCAACCUUCGUUCGAAUUUACUACUUAUUUUCUUUUCACUCCUGAUGGAAUUAAUUUCUUGUUUGAACGCUUCAUUAUUCAGUGUUUUAAUUUAAUUAAAAAUAUUCUCUUGUGUGUGGAAUAUAAACCGCCGAAAAUUCUCGAAAUGUGUAAACAGGAGGAAACACUUAAAGCGCACGAGAUCAAAAUUAAUUUUUUUCAAGCCAAUACUUUAACCGAAAUUUGCCGAAAAUUGGUCUCGCAUUAUUUUAUUUUGACACAAGAAGAGUUGGAAAUGUGGGAUGCUGAUCCAGAAACGUUUGCGAUUGAUGAAAGUGGUGAUAGUUGGAAGUAUAGUUUGAGGCCUUGUAUGGAAACUGUUUUCGUGACAAUUUUUCACGAAUUUCGGGACGCUUUAGCUCCGGUUUUGCUUGAAAUGAUUCAUGAAACCAACUGUAUUGUUUUACCCGAAGACACUCAAGGAAUAUUACGUAAAGACGCAGUCUAUAAUGCAGUUAACUUGGCCGCUUAUGAUCUUUAUGACGAGGUCGAUUUCGAUUCAUGGUUCACCAACACAUUAACUCAUGAGCUUAAAAUGAAACAGAACAAUUACCGUGUGAUUCGGCGAAGAGUUUGCGCCUUAAUCGGCCGUUGGACUGGCAUAAAAUUAUCAUCGGAAUUACGUCCAGCUUUAUACGAAUGUGUGAUUAAUUUAUUAGGUCCUGACGAAGACAUGGCUGUUCGCUUAACAGCCUCUGCAACACUACGAUACGCUAUUGAUGAUUUUGAGUUCAGUUCCGAUCAAUUUCGUGAUUAUUUAGACCCAGCAUUUAACUUAUUGUUUAAUCUGUUGAAAGAAGCGAACGAAUGCGAGACAAAAAUGCACGUUUUGAACGUAAUGACCCUAAUGGUGGAGAGAGUAGGACAGACUAUUAAACCACACACUGAUGCAUUGAUUCAUUAUUUGCCAUUGUUGUGGACCGAAUCUGAAGAUCAUAAUAUGUUGAGAUGUGCGAUUGUUUCGACUUUGGUUCAAUUGGUCAAAGCUUUGGGGUCGGUUAGUUCAGAAUUGAACCCGUUUUUAUUACCGAUUAUACAAUUAGGCACUGAUACGAAUCAAAGUGCUAUUGUUUAUCUCUUGGAGGAUUGUCUCGAGUUGUGGUUGACUGUGUUGGAAAAUUCUACAACUAUGUCAAACGAGCUUUUGCAACUAUUUAACAAUAUGCCAACUUUAUUGGAAUAUUCAACUGAGAACUUAAGACUUUGCCUAUUGAUUGUGUUGGUUCACACUUUGUUGGCGCCAGAUCUUGUCAUGCGAACACACGGAGUUCAAGUGAUUACAGUUUGUGAUAAUUUAAUGGCCGAUAUGAAAAAUGAAGGCAUUGUAAUGUUGAUCCGAAUGUUGGAAAUUUUUAUUCGAUCGUCACCGAUUCUAGGCUGCGAGACUGUUUUCCCCAUUUUACCACGUAUAUUCCAAAAAAUCUACGAGGGUGAGGAUUAUCCUCUCUUAAUGUCAAUGUACCUGUCUAUACUGGCACGUGUUUUGCUUUCCUCGCAUGAUGUUUUUACACGUGUUUUGCGCACGUUGGCUCAAGUUCAUAAUGAAACGGACGAAAAUGUCCUUGGAAAAAUUUUAAAUGUUUGGUUAUCGAAAAUGCCAAUGGUGUCUCAAUUAGAACAGCGCAAACUUUUGGGUCUAGCGUUGACGAAUUUAUUGACCACUCAAAGUCGGCCAGUGUUUCAGAGAUUUGCAACAGUUAUGGUCAAUAUUUUGGAGUGUUUGAACGAUAUGGAAGAUUCACUUUUGUUGUCGGAUGGUCGUAGUCCGAGUGAUUAUGAUGAUGUUGUGCCGUAUGAAACCGAUCAUGAUCAAAGGAAGAAACAAUUGAUUUUGUCGGAUCCAGUGCAUACGAUAGUUUUGAAAGAUUAUUUGCAAUCACAAAUGUAUGAACUUAGGAAUCAGAUUGGGUUACCUCAGUAUGAACAACUGCUACAAACAGUUGAUCCUGAUACUAUUUCACAAUUGAAGGGGUAUAUUACGUUGUGAGAAUGACAAAAUGAAAUUCUAUCUUUAGCAAUAUCUUAUUAUUUUUGUUAUAUUUUUGUAACAUACCUAGUUGUAUAAUAAUCGUUUCUUUUAGUCCUUAUUCAAAUGAAUUUCAUUCUAAUUAUUUAUUGAAUACAUCGCUUAGUUAUUAUGAUUCCGAAAUUGAUUUGAAACCUACAUAUUGUAUAUGAUUGUACCAAAUAAGAUAUAAUAAAAACUGUUACAAUCAAACA